GAACUCCCCGCCCGUUGCGUGCGGCGUUGGCUGAGGAGCCAUGGCGGCUGCGCUGGGACACGGGCAGGGGGAGAGCGGCGGGGGACGCGGCGGAGGCGGCUUCCUGGGGCCCCGGGUACCGGCUGAGGUGGAAGCCAUGGCCCGGGUUGUGCAGGAUGUGGGCAAGGAGACCUUCCGGCGGCUCCUCAAAGUCACUGUUAAUGCACUGGAAGGAAAGGACUGCAGGGAAUCUGUCCAGCUGAUUGCAGAAAGCACUAACCUCUCAGGAGAGCAGCUUGCUUUCCUCAUUUCUGGCAUGUAUACCCUUCUCCGAGAAGCACUGAGGCUCCCCUUAUCAACUUUCAAACAAGAAGUUUUUAAGGAAGACCUAAGAGAGCUCAGGAUACCAGAAGAUUUCAUCCUGGACUUUUCCAGUAUAGUCUUUGGUAACAGGCGCCCUGCUCCUGAAGGCACAGCUCUGAUACAAGGAUGUAGACUGCCAGGUGUCCAGGACUUCAGGUGGAGAGUGGAUGUAGCUAUAUCCACAAGCUCACUGGCCCGUGCACUUCAGCCAUCCAUUUUAAUGAUGAUGAAGCUUUCAGAUGGGACAGCUCAUCGCUUUGAAGUGCCCCUUGCGAAGUUUCAAGAACUGAGAUACAAUAUUGCCCUUAUACUGAAGGAAAUGAAUGAUUUGGAGAAAAGGAGCAUACUGAAGAUCCAAGACUGAACACUUUUUAAGAUGGGAGUUUAUAGAACAGAUCUGAAACCCCCAGCAUGUUUCAUAAAUGGCAAAGCAGGGGACCAUCACCAAUUUGCCUGUCUUACUUGCAGUGUAGCAUUUAUGACGUCUGCUGUAAAUACUUUUUUUAUUCGAGUGUUAAAAGCACAAGCUCAUUUCAUAAGAGAAGGAAAAACAACAAAUGUAUCUAUGAAAAAGUGUAAUGCUUUUUGCAAGCAUUUUUGUGUGAUUCAUCAAAACAUUUUUAAAUAACUGUCUUAAUAAGUGUAAGACUCAUUUAUUUCUGAUUAUGAUUCAUCGCUCUAAUUAGUUUUGAAAGCCUGUUACUGGAAGCCCCAUGAAUGUGUAUCAUAAGAAAGCUCUGCAGUAUCUCAAAUGAAAAAUAAAAUUUAAAAAACA
Molecule: messenger RNA, 1117 nt
Organism: Calypte anna (Anna's hummingbird)
Lineage: Eukaryota; Metazoa; Chordata; Aves; Apodiformes; Trochilidae
Product: COMM domain-containing protein 5
Exons: 7
Coding region: 41-706 (221 amino acids)
Cellular component (GO): nucleus
Source: RefSeq, a predicted model, not a curated record